CGACUAGCUUCGCCUUUUUAAUUAGAGUUUGACAAGAAACCGCAAAUAGGAAAAGACGGAGUACUUGUAUCGCUAAGCCGACAGGCUUCUUUAACCGAAUUCACUUUUCGCAUGCUGCAAUCUGGCUUGAUCAUCUCGGCUUCUCUAGGAAGUGAUAACUUUCUCAACAUCGGGGUUGCGCCUCCUGCAUACGCAAAGGGCAGAUCAAAAGGUUUGCUCGGAAACUUCGACGGGAUUUCAUCUAAUGACUUGACUUCUAGAGAUGGUUUAACACUUCCUCCAGAUUCGAACUUGAGCUUCAUUCACACUGAUUUCGGAAAUACGUGGGAGGUUUCCCGAGAUUUUUGGUUGUUCAGUUCAUCUGCAAUCAGAAAUAUUGCCAGUGAUAUAGAAAGGGGAUCACCCUACUCGCCUGUAUACGAAGCUCAGUUCCAAGACGAACAGCUCAAGGAAAUUGCUGAAGAAAAGUGUGGUUCAAAUCUGGAUUGUCUACUGGACGUUGCUUUGACUGGGAACAUAGCCCUUGCUAACAAUGCUCGGGAAGUCAGAUCAGUUGUCGAAGAAGUUGCUACAGUAAACAUCGUCUACAAUGAAAAAGAGAAGAUGGAUAUUCUACGCGCAGAAUCCAAUGGGCCAGCGUUAAAAGUGUCAUUCACCUUUAUGCUGUCAUUUCUGCUGUUUUGUAUAAAAUGAAACCAUUAUUGUUGGCCAAAACAUUGCAAAUUUUGGGUACGACAAAAGGUUAAGUGCACAAG
Messenger RNA from Symsagittifera roscoffensis, 755 nucleotides. Its product is annotated as mucin-like protein. The transcript has 4 exons. The record is from RefSeq and is a predicted model, not a curated record. Lineage: Eukaryota; Metazoa; Xenacoelomorpha; Acoela; Convolutidae. The coding region runs from base 112 to 693 and encodes 193 amino acids.